AUGCUUGGCAAAGUUCCUCGAGAAAUUUGGGACAAUAUAUUCGCUUUUCGACAACCAAUACCAUCUCUUGUUUCGUCGGAGCGUAGCAAACACCGCAAAUUGUGGAAUUCGAUCUUCAAGAGCGAUGAAUGGAUCCAGGAAAUAACGCGGCUUCAGGGGAACCCUUUGCUUUUCGGUCCGAUGCUCGACAAAGCUGGGGAGAAAAACAUCUAUGUGACGAUUCACUGUGGUGGUGGAGUUACGGACCCCAACUAUCGCUGGGAAUUGUUCUUAGAGUGUCUACACCGUCCAUAUAAAUAUAAUCCACACACGAGAGAGAUCAAACUUCGUUGGGGUAUUACACUGAACGUUUCGGAAAUCGAAAGCCCAGAGGAUCCGUUUCUGCUGAACGACAGAAAAUUGCUCCGAUUGCUUUCCUUUAAGGAUACCGCUCAGCCUACCUCACAGUUCUCAAUUUAUGGCACUAAGCAGAUCCUCAAUCUCCAGCCUUGCCAUAUAAUCGGUGUAGGAGAGCCUCCAUACUACUCCAAAGCCCUCAAGAACGGCUAUGCGGUCAAUUCUCCAGAUGGGACCCAAGUCUAUUUUGAAAAUAGGCAGAAGAGGUUCUUACUGGAUUUCGAUUGUGAACCAUCUGGCCAAAUCAUUAGAAUGACGUUUAGAAAGUAG
This is a messenger RNA of Talaromyces atroroseus, 666 nucleotides long. RefSeq lists its product as hypothetical. Lineage: Eukaryota; Fungi; Ascomycota; Eurotiomycetes; Eurotiales; Trichocomaceae. Bases 1 to 666 code for a protein of 221 amino acids. The record is from RefSeq and is a predicted model, not a curated record. The transcript has a single exon.